AUGAGUGAGGUGACCUGCGCCGUCUGCCUGGAGGAAAUCCUUCCCUCCGAGCGGCGCUCGCAAGCGGGUCCGGAAACCGGAUGUGUCCAUACUUUCCACUGGGAAUGUAUCCGGACAUGGUUUCGGGUGAAAGCUUCCUGCCCAAUUUGCAACACAUCUCUCCUGGAAGAGGGGAUCUUCGAAGUGAACCCUGAUUCGGGCGAACAAACCUACCACCGCAUUCGGCCUGAAGGUGUUCGAGGCUCACUGCAUGCAGCUUCCGCGGCUGGCAAUGCUGCCGAUGUACAACGCCUCAUCGCAAGCGGUGCGAAUGUGAACCGGACCACGCUUGGUGGAGUGGCACCCCUGCACAUGGCAGCACACAGUGGUCAUGCAGAGGUCAUCGCGAGACUACUGGCAAGUGCUGCUGACGUGAAUCAGCUGGCACCGGGAGGGACGACAGCCUUGUACAUAGCCGCCCAAGGCCAACAUGCUGAUGCCGUUGCUCGCCUUCUAGCGGGCGGAGCUGCCGUAAACCUACCGGUGGAUGGAGGUGGUACUGCCUUGCACGUCGCGGCACAGAACGGCCACACAGAAGCCGUAGCCUGGCUUCUUGCAGGCAGUGCAGAAGUUGACGCGGUGAUGGAAGGUGGCAUCACCCCUCUGUUCAUGGCUGCACAAAGCGGUCACAUCGAGGUGAUCGUUCGCUUGCUGGCUCAGGGUGCUUCCGUGAAUGUGACAGCUGAGAAUGGUGCGACAUCGCUGCAUUACGCAUCUCUACAUGGCCAUUCCGAGUCUGUGGCGCGUCUGCUCGUUGCACGCUCCGAUGUCAACGAAACCACGCGCAGUGGUGGGACCGCCCUCCAUGUUGCCGCGCAGAGUGGGCACACAGAAGCAGUGGCUUGGUUGCUGGCCGGCCGUGCAGAUGUGCACAAGGAGAUGGUGGGUGGAUCCACAGCGCUCUACCUCGCCUCGCUUGGAGGUCAUUCGGAGGUUAUUGCCUGGCUCCUCGCCAAGCAGGCCCAAGCGGACGUACCACCGGCCAGCUCCUCUCCGCUCUAUGCUGCGGUUCGCAGCGGCCAUGAGGAAGCCGUGAGUCGGCUGCUAUCAGGCAAUGCCAAUCCCAACCACUCCGUGUCUAUUCGGGGUCCGUCGCCGAUGCGGGCCGCUGUGCUCAAUGGCCACACUGAGGUGAUGGGGCGAUUGAUCUCCGGCGGGGCAACAGUGAAUCCGGACGAUGUUUGGGCCGCUGUUUUGCUUGGAAAUCUCCGUGGAGCCCGGCGCCUGGCGAAGGCUACGGGUUAUUCCUGGGCUUUGCUCCGGCGUGGAUGCUGGCUGCUGGCAGGCUUGCUCGGCACGUGUGCUGCAACAUACGCCCUCUCCGGGGCACUUCUUCAGCGAGCCGUGGCAGAACUUCUCCUUUUGGAGGGUCUGCCGCAGCACAUUGCAGAGUAG
Molecule: messenger RNA, 1434 nt
Organism: Symbiodinium necroappetens
Lineage: Eukaryota; Dinophyceae; Suessiales; Symbiodiniaceae
Source: the annotation of a GenBank genome assembly